GGCCAAUCGCUAGAAAAUGAUUUGGGAGUGAAAAAUAAAAUAAUCGAAGACUUGCACGCUGCUCUCGACAAUGCGGAAAAAAUUGCCGCCGAAUCACAACUUGCCAGCAAAGACAAGAUUGAUAACUUGGAGCAGAGGCUGAUGGAUCUUGAACAGGCCGGACCACAGAUCAUUGAGCCAUUGGAUGCUACAAGUGAUAAUGCCAGUUCAACAAUAGAAGCAUUGCACCGCCAGCUUGAUCUUAAAAAUGAUGAGCUGCGCGAUUUGCGAAAACAGAAGGAUGACACGCAGUGGAAGCUCGGAGAACAUCAGCAGUGGUUGCAGGAUGCUAAUUAUCGAGCGGCAGGCCUGGAAAAUGAUCUGGAAGAAAAGCGUCAGCACAUUGCCGAGCUGCAGUCUAUGCUGGAAAGCUUGAAGCGUGAUCUGGAAGAACAGGAACGUGCCAGUCAGGAAACAGUGAACAAUCUAAAUGAAAAACUGCGUCAGCUAGAAGAAACGCCGACAGCGACAUCAGAUGCAAGCAGUACCCGACAGCUGGAGGAAAAGGUGGAGAAUUUGCUGGGCGAGAUUGCUACCAAGGAUGGCCGAAUGAACGAGCUAGAAAAAGCCAAAAAUGAUGCGGAAUGGAGCCUUGGGGAACAUAGGCAGUGGCUAGCUGAUGCUAACAACAGAAUAAAAGAACUCAUGAAUGUCGUGGAUGAGAAGGAACGUUUCAUCGACAGCUUGAAGAGAAACAAUGAAGAAUUACUGCAGAAGCUAGAAGAUAUUAAGAGCCAGGCAGCUGCAGGAGUUGACGAAAAGCUGCGCGAAAAUGAUAAGCUACGCAAGAAUCUGGAGCAGAUAGUCAGCGAACUAAACAACCUGAAGGAUGCGACGAUUCCAAAGGCAGAGUAUGAAGAGCUAAAGGGGAAACUAGUGCAACUUGAAGAGGCCAGCGUUGGAUCACCUUCAGCUGAACAAUUCGCUAACCUUGAAUCGGAACUCGAAAACAUUCGUAAAAAAGCAGAAGAGGAGCAGGAGGUCAUUGAGAAUCUGGAGAAGCAGAAGAAUGACUUGGAAUGGAGCCUUGGCGAGCAUUGCCAGUGGCUUCAGGAUACCAAAAACUGGGCCAGUUCACUUGAAAAUGAAUUAAACGAAAGCAGGAACGCUACUAGGGAUUUGGAAAAGCAGUUGCACGAUGCGAACGCAUUGGCAGACGAUUUGAAGCGCGACAGGAGUGCUCUCGAAGAUAAGCUGGAACAAAUGGAACGUGAGCGCGAAAUGGCAAUUAAACCGUCUGAUUUCGACGCCCUCAAGGAUGAGCUUGAGAACGUGAAGAAUGAGCUGGAGGCGAAAAGAGAGCGAGUGAGCAAUUUGGAGAGCAGACUGGCUGAUGUAGAGAGGUUUCUGGACGAGAAGCAUCAGCAGCUUUGCAAAGCAAUAAGCAGGACUGCUCUACAAGCAAUAGAAUUGGUGCUAAAAGGUGAGCUGAAGAACUAUACAAAUGCAGAGCGGAAUACACUACCUUUUCUCUGUGUAAAAAUGAGGAGAGAAAUUUUUGCGCUUCUAAUAAUAGACUUGUACUAUUUUAAAGCGCAAGUGAAUGUAGAAGACGAGAUGGAGAAACUAAAUCACUAUGACAGCUUGAUGCCUGAAGCAGCGGAACUCGAUAAUGCAGAGAUGCAGCAGUUAAAGAAUAGAAUGGAAGAGGAUCGGAAGCAGGUUGAUGUUCUACGCAAGGAAAAUGAAAGACUUAUAUCAGAUAUGAAGUAA
Molecule: messenger RNA, 1752 nt
Organism: Gongylonema pulchrum
Lineage: Eukaryota; Metazoa; Nematoda; Chromadorea; Rhabditida; Gongylonematidae
Source: the annotation of a GenBank genome assembly